AUGCUUCAAUUUCUAACCUCAUCACCGCAGAGAGGAUUCGCUAGGCUAAUGCAUUCCGUACGAGCACUUUUUUCGCACCCGGAGGAUCUAGAAAUGAAAGAUUUACUUGAUUACAUUGAUUCCUUGAAAAAUUACGAGAAAUCUGGGGUUCCUACCGGUGCAGGAACUGAUUCCUACCACGGAUUUGAUCUUGGUAGAAUGAGACGCCUAAUGGAUCGUUUUGGUAAUCCUCACUUCAACUUCAAGGCCGUUCAUAUUGCUGGGACUAAAGGAAAAGGAUCAACGGCUGCUUAUAUAUCUAAUAUUCUGAGGACUCAAGGUUAUUCUGUUGGUUGUUAUACUAGUCCACAUAUCCAGACUAUCCGGGAACGCAUUCUGCUAGGAAGAUCGGGUGAUCCUGUUUCAGCAAAAUUAUUGAACAAUCUCUUUCAUAGGAUCAAGCAGGAUCUCGACCAAGCAAUGAAAGAUGAAAAUGGUUUCAUAAGCCAUUUCGAGGUUUUCACUGCCAUGGCAUUCAUCUUGUUUGCUGAUGAGAAAAUUGACAUUGCGGUUAUUGAGGCUGGGUUAGGAGGUGCACGGGAUGCAACAAACAUUAUAUCAAGCUCUGGACUUAUUGCUGCAGUCAUCACGACUGUAGGAGAGGAACAUUUGGCAGCUCUUGGGGGUUCGUUGGAAACUAUUGCAAUGGCGAAGGCUGGAAUCAUAAAACAAGGCCGCCCAUUGGUGCUUGGUGGGCCGUUUCUCCCUCAUAUUGAGCAGAUUAUUCGAGAAAAAGCGGUAACCAUGGACUCCCCUGUUGUUUCGGCAUAUGACGCUGGGAACAGCCUUGCAGUAAAAAGUUUCAGCAUACUUAACGGCAAACCUUGUCAAAUUUGUGAUAUAGUAAUACAAACUGUCAAGGACCUGAAACUGUCCUGUAAGUUACAUGAUUUGAAGCUGCAAAUGCCUGGUGAUCACCAACUUCAAAAUGCAGCAACUGCUACUUGUGCGGCACUCUGUCUUCGUAGUUUAGGAUGGAUGAUUUCUGAUGAAUCUAUUAGGCGCGGUUUAGAGAGUACAUACCUCCUUGGAAGGAGUCAACUCCUAACAUCCGAAGAUGCCAAGGUCUUAGGACUUACUGGAGCAACAAUACUUCUUGAUGGAGCUCACACCAAAGAGUCUGCCAAAGCGCUGGUGAAUACAAUAAAGAUGGCGUUUCCCAAGGCUCGAUUAGCUUUUGUGGUUGCAAUGGCGUGUGACAAAGAUCAUGCUGGUUUUGCUCGAGAGAUUCUCUCAGGUGCAUAUGUAGAGACUGUUAUUUUGACUGAAGCUGCUGUCGCGGGAGCUGUAACUCGAAUAACACCAGCUUCUUUGUUGAGAGAUUCUUGGAUUAAAGCUUCUGAAGAACUUGGUGUCGCCAUUUUUCACGAAGGAAUGACAGAAUACAGAGAGUUAUUAGAGGAACAGCCGGUAAACUCUGACAGCAAUUUGAGUGAUGGUAAGACCAUAUUGGCUACCGAGUCUUCAUUAAAGGAUUGCUUGAGAGUUGCAAGUGAGAUUCUAAACAGAAGAAGGGAUGAAAAAGGUGUUAUUGUCAUCACUGGAUCACUGCAUAUUGUAUCCUCAGUCUUAGCUUCUCUUGCCGAUUAA
Messenger RNA from Vicia faba (fava bean), 1629 nucleotides. The record is from the annotation of a GenBank genome assembly. Lineage: Eukaryota; Viridiplantae; Streptophyta; Magnoliopsida; Fabales; Fabaceae.